This is a messenger RNA of Ipomoea nil (Japanese morning glory), 3118 nucleotides long. RefSeq names its product serine/threonine-protein kinase BLUS1-like. The record is from RefSeq and is a predicted model, not a curated record. NCBI's taxonomy places the organism in Eukaryota, Viridiplantae, Streptophyta, Magnoliopsida, Solanales, Convolvulaceae. The coding region runs from base 788 to 2812 and encodes 674 amino acids. The transcript is spliced from 21 exons. Gene Ontology annotation, biological process: protein phosphorylation. Gene Ontology annotation, molecular function: ATP binding; protein kinase activity; protein serine/threonine kinase activator activity.
UGAUAAUUGUUUUCAGCAUAUUUCUUUGUUAUUUAUACUUUUUGCCCUUUCUGAGAAACUUUCGACGGUGAAGAUUCGACCGCGAAAGCUGUGGACGACUAUAUCCGUGGCAGACCGGUAGGUUCUGUCAGUUUCAGCUCAUAUCGAAGUCCUUUAUUUAGCGUUUUCUCUGGUCUCGAAACCCUAGGUCCGUACUCCAUACCGUACUCUAUUCCGUACUCCGAUUGCUUGAGCUACGUACAAAUCCACUCAACAUCUAUCUAACGAUCUAUCUAUACCUAUUUAGUAUUCUCCGCAGUACAAACACACACAGAGGCAGAAGAUACUAUUUGUGAAUACAUGUGAAUCACAUAUAUCAUAUAUGCAGUAUUGCUUUAUCAUAUUUUCUGAAUGGUCUGAUCUUCACUGUGACUAAGCUCCAUUGGACACUGGUGUACUUUUUCUUGGAAGAUACUGGCUGGAAUCUGAUUGGACUCACUCAUAUAUAAGUGUAUUGUUGAAGCAUUGGCAAAAGAGUGUUUAGCAGUGGCCUCUUAAGUUACUUGGUGCUAAUCACAGUUCGCUCAGCUUGGGUGACUUUCUAGUCAGUAAUUGUUGUAGUUGGUGAUAUUGGUUGAAAAUUAAUCCUAUGAAGUAGCUGGAUUCAAAUACUGUGUAGAUCAGAAGGAAAAUGGUAUAUCAUAAAAAGAAAUGUCAUACAAUUUUGGAUCUUUCCAACAUCCUUUUUAUCUUCUUUGAGAGCUUAGGGCAAAAAGGGCAUUUUUAUGUUAUGUCAUAAGAAGAAACUAUGGAAGAGGGGCCAGAGAAAAAGUUCCCUGUUAAUGCUAAGGAUUACAAGUUAUAUGAGGAAGUUGGAGAAGGAGUCAGUGCAACCGUGUACAGAGCACUCUGCAUCCCACUUAACGAGAUAGUAGCAGUCAAAGUUCUUGAUCUGGAAAGGUGUAAUAAUGACCUGGAUGGGAUCCGCAGAGAGGUACAGACAAUGACUUUGAUUAAUCAUCCAAAUGUAUUACGCUCAUACUGCUCAUUCACUGCUGGUCAUAGUCUUUGGGUUGUGAUGCCUUACAUGGCUGGAGGGUCUUGCCUUCAUAUCAUGAAAUCUUCUUAUCCCGAAGGUUUUGAAGAGCCUGUUAUUGCUACAUUAUUGCGUGAAGUCCUGAAAGCACUUGUAUAUACUCAUUACCACGGGCAUAUCCAUAGAGAUGUAAAGGCUGGGAACAUAUUAGUUGAUACGGAUGGUGCUGUCAAAUUAGCUGAUUUUGGAGUAGCUGCUUGUAUGUUUGAUACUGGUGAUAGACAGCGAUCAAGAAAUACUUUUGUUGGAACUCCCUGCUGGAUGGCUCCAGAAGUUAUGCAGCAACUGCAUGGAUAUGAUUUUAAAGCAGAUAUAUGGUCCUUUGGGAUAACAGCCCUUGAACUUGCUCAUGGCCAUGCACCAUUCUCCAAGUACCCACCAAUGAAGGUUCUGCUCAUGACCCUGCAAAAUGCACCACCAGGUCUGGACUAUGAAAGGGACAAGAGAUUCUCCAAGUCUUUCAAGGAAAUGGUUGCUGCUUGCUUAGUGAAGGAUCCAAAAAAGCGUCCCUCCGCAGAGAAGCUUUUGAAGCACCAGUUCUUUAAACAGGGACGCUCAAAUGAUUACUUAUCACGCACUAUACUUGAAGGCCUACCCCCCCUAGGUGACCGUUAUAGGAUGCUUAAGGCAAAAGAAGCAGAUGUUCUUGUACAGAAUAAGGCAUUGUAUGAAGACAAGGAACAGUUAUCACAGCAAGAAUACAUUCGGGGAAUCAGUGCAUGGAAUUUCAACCUGGAGGACUUGAAGAACCAAGCUUCACUUAUUCAGGAUGAUGAAUUUUUAAAUGCCGAAGGUCCAAGUUCAAGUGGGAGGCCUAGGGACAGUAAUGAUGAUGCUAGUUCUUCAUCAGAAAGGCCUAAUCACUCAAAUGAUGCACCUGCAGAAGUUGGUCUACAUGAGGUUCAUGAUUUAGAGAAUUCGCUUGCUGGGUUUCCCAUUAAACCUCUUCAGGCACUCAAGGGAUGCUUUGAUGUGUGUGAGGAUGACAUGAGUGCUGGUAGUCCAAAUUGGAAAUAUAGUAUACCCUCAGAUUCUGAACAACAGAAUGACAUACUGUCAUUGAACAAAGGUGGGGGUGAAGAAGGUGGAAGAGAUGAUGAAAAUAUAGGACAAAGCAUCUCAUUUGCAUGCUCUGGUAUCCCAGGGCAAAAGAAGCUAGCUAGUGGUUCACCUCAAAAGGAUAACAAUCUCUCCUUAAAAAACAUUACCACUGAUGGAGAGAGGGACUAUCCACAGACAAGGUAUCCGUCAGAGCGUAGUUAUAGUGGUCCACUGCAGUAUCGCCAAAAGAAAGAUAGUGAUACUUCUGAAGGAGCUGUUGUCCAACGCAAGGGACGCUUCAAAGUCACUUCAGCAGAUCUGAGUCCAAAGGGUCCUACAAACAGUUUCUUCAACUCAGCUUCUGGAGGUUUGACUGCUGCAACUGCUUCAGGCCUAACAGCUACCUCAGUUCUCCCAUCACUGCAAUGCAUUUUUCAGCAAAAUACAUUGCAAAGAGAAGAAAUCAUUAGAUUGAUCAAGUAUGUGGAGCAAACAUCUGUCACCCCUAUGGAGUUGGUUGAGUCGGGGACAACUGACCUUUCACAGAUCCCUUCUACUUCUACAAGAGAGAAAGAGCUGCUGUCCCAGGUGAUUCAAUUGCAACAAAGCAUUGGGAGCCUGGUUGAACAGUUGCAGAGACAAAAGAUAAAAAAUGUUCAGUUGGAAAGCAAAUUGAAUGCAUUGCUCAGAAAAUAGUCCUAGUUAUGAAAAGCUGAGUCUCAAUACUGGGUGGUGAAUCAUGAAUGGCGGUUUGCAGGCUUCAAGUUUGUGUCCGUCUCAAUAUUCCUAGGUAGUGCAAUCAAUUUUUUGUGUAUCAUAUUUGUGAAUAUAAGGCUGGAACCGAAAUUUUGAUAUGCUAUUGCAUUUGUUGCAAUAUAUUCUGUCGUGUUGUAAUUUUAUUUAUUUAGCUUUACUCUAGCCUUCUAAAUUCUCUGCAACAUAAAUUUUGUGAGACCAACCUGGUUUUUCUUUUAAUAAUUAUAAUAAUAAUUUUUUAAUAAA